Cuscuta campestris is the source of this 1559-nucleotide messenger RNA. The record is from the annotation of a GenBank genome assembly. Lineage: Eukaryota; Viridiplantae; Streptophyta; Magnoliopsida; Solanales; Convolvulaceae.
CAUAAUAACGAAAAAAAUUCACAUAUAUUUAUAAUUAAAAUAAAAGAUGCAUACACAAACGAAAAAAAUGACGAAAAUACAUUGUGAAAGACACUGAGGAAUUUAAUCCAAGGUUGUGUACAAAUGGGCCACUCCUAUUUGGAUUGGAAGAGAUUUCUCUAGUAAGUUCGCAAAGAAAUUAAAUUUCUUUUUGCAUUUUUAUAUUUAUUUCUCCCGUUACUAUAAAAAGAAACUUCCACCCAGCCCAGCUCAAGUGCUCAACAUCAUCACCAAAAAGAUCAUUCUUAUAAUCGGCAGCGUGAAUUUACUCUUGAAUCCAUUACUGUUAUCAGUUGCUCAAGAGAGAAGUUCAGGGGCAAAUUGGGAAGAAAAAUGGCGCCGGAGAUGAAGAGCGGGUCAGUGACGUCAGCAAGAACCAGCGGCAAAGCUUACGUCACGUUCUUGGCCGGGAACGGGGACUACGUGAAAGGAGUGGUGGGGCUGGCCAAGGGGCUGAGGAAGGUGGGCUCCGCCUACCCGUUGGUGGUGGCGGUUCUGCCGGACGUGCCGGAGGAGCACCGCCGCUUGCUGGCGGGGCAGGGGUGCGUCGUCCGGGAAGUCGAGCCGGUUUACCCGCCGGAGAAUCGGACGGAGUUUGCCAUGGCUUAUUACGUCAUCAACUACUCCAAGCUCCGUAUUUGGGAGUUUGUGGAGUAUAGCAAGAUGAUAUACUUGGACGGGGACAUCCAGGUGUUCCACAACAUUGACCACCUAUUUGACUUGCCGGACGGCCACCUGUACGCCGUCAUGGACUGCUUCUGCGAGAAGACGUGGAGUCACACGCCGCAGUACAAGAUCGGCUACUGCCAGCAGCGGCCGGAAAAGCCCCGGUGGCCGGAGGAGCUCGGCCCCAAGCCGCCGCUGUACUUCAACGCCGGGAUGUUUGUUUUUGAGCCCAGCCUCUCCACUUAUGAGGCCCUCCUCUCUGCCCUCCAACUCAUCCCUCCCACCCCUUUUGCCGAACAGGACUUCUUGAACAUGUUCUUUGAAGACAUAUACAAACCGAUCCCGAACGUGUACAAUUUGGUGUUAGCCAUGCUUUGGCGUCACCCGGAGAACGUGGACCUGGAAAACGUGAAGGUGGUCCACUACUGUGCGGCGGGGUCCAAGCCGUGGCGGUACACCGGCAAAGAGGAAAACAUGGACAGGGACGACAUCAAGGCGCUGGUGAACAUGUGGUGGGACAUAUACAAUGACCCCUCUUUGGACUACCAGAAGGUCGCCGGUGCCGUCGUGGCGGCGGCGGUCGGCCGCCAACUCGAGGUUGGCGAUGCCAAAUAUUUGGCGACGGAGACGGCUCUCUGCAAGAACGAUGUCGUCCGUUACGUGGCCGCCCCAUCUGCGGCGUAGAUAGCAUGUUGGCAACAACCUUUGUGCUUUGAAUAUGGAUAAAGUCUCCUUCGAAUAUGGAUAAAGUCUGCGUACAAGUGUAUAUAUUUUCUUGUGAAAUUUUACUGGGUUGUGAAAUUUUAUUUGAAUGUUGUUGUUUUUGUAUAAUGCAAUAUAUUAUUAUUCGUGUG